Messenger RNA from Agelaius phoeniceus (red-winged blackbird), 3186 nucleotides. RefSeq names its product coiled-coil domain-containing protein 171-like. Lineage: Eukaryota; Metazoa; Chordata; Aves; Passeriformes; Icteridae. The record is from RefSeq and is a predicted model, not a curated record.
AUGGCUUUUCAGAAAACUAAUGCUGCCCUGCAAAGCACUGCCAAGAAGUUGAAGGAUAUGGAGGCAGAGCACAGUGUCUGCAGCAAGAUGCUGAAGCUCCAGGCAUCCUGUCUGGAAAUCAAGAAUAAACGGCAGGAGAGGCUCCUCCAAGAACUGGAGGCAGCUGCAGUGAAAAUAAAGGAACUGGAGGAUGAUGCUGCAGCAGCAAGACGAGCACAUGUAGAAUGUAAAUACACUACAGAAGUCAUGCAGUUGAGAAUUCAAGAACUGGAAGACAUUUUGAAUGAAGGGCAUCGCGGCAGGAGAGAAGAUUUUCCAGAAGGGAUAGCAAGGGAAGAGUUCAGAGAGCCAGUAAAUGCACUUGAGACAGGAAAAAAAGAUUCACAAGGACAGCGUUUAUCCUCCGGUGUGCAACGGAAAGACCAGGCUGAGGAAGGGAAGAGAGCUCAAGAUGCCAAUGCAACAUUAGUGGUUCCUCCAGACAGCUUCAGCCUGCAGGAAGGCUCAAUAAGGGAGAUGUCCAUCCUCCUGAACACAUACCAGACCCUGGCAAAUGCCCAGAUGCUUUCCAGACCGACAAACGUCCCCCUGGAAGAGUUACCUUGGGCAGAGCUUUGUGCCCUCUUGCAUGAGAAUGUUGAAGCCCUGGUCUCGAACUUCAGCAAGGCUAACCAGAGGAUAUCUCACCUAGAAUAUAUUUGCAAGCACAAGACUGACACUAUGAACGACCUUCAGCAGAACCAGGAGGAGGCUUUGGAGAAAAUGUCUGAACAGUUAAAAGCACAGGAACACUGGUGGCAGAAAGAAAAGCAAUAUCUUCAACAGCAGUACUCAAACGUCCUUGCAGAAUUUCAUGCAAGAUCACAGGAAUAUAAAGAAACGGCGCAGAAAAUGAGGCAAAAACUCUAUGGCCUUGAACAACUCUCUGACAAACUGGCCCAGGAAAACAAUUCAUUGAAAAAUUCCUUAUUAGAUGCUUUCAAGGCACGCUCAUCCCUGCUGGCAGCCUGUGCGCUGCUGUCAGGGGCCCUGUGCUCUCUCUACGGCCGACUGUGCACCACGUCUUGCCAAAGAGACAUUCUCCAGGAACAGGUGAACCAGCACCAACUCCUGAACCACAAGAUCGUCAGCCUCCUUUAUGCUCUCCCUGCUGUCAUGGAAAGAAACCAGGACGAAGGCAGGCUGAGGCAGAGAAGAGCCAAGAACCUGGUUUAUGUGUUCCGAAGAGCUGUGAUCGCAGUUCUGGCUGCUAACAGGCUGAGGGCUCUGGCCCGAUAUUCUUGUACCUUUUUCAUCUGGACAGAUGGAUGCAGAGGAAGCUCUGGAAUUCAAGUUUGUCUGGGAGAAUCCAGAGGCAGGCAUCCUGUGACACGUUUUGGAGAGGAAGGAGUUGACUGUAUUGAAGCAGUGAACUGGUUGUCUAGCUCUAACCUCUAUACCGCAAUAAUCAGUUCCAUCUCAGAACUGGAGGGUGUUCUCAGCAACCAAGAUUCAGAGCUCUGGCUUUCUAGUAACUCGCUGAUCGGCACAGCCAGGAACUGCUUUGCAAAACUGAUGGACAACCUGAGCGUUCUGAUGGAGACAGUUCAAGGGAACGCUCGUGGGUGCAGAGCCUACCUGGAGAGGGACUCGCUGAUAGAGAGGCUGGCUCGUGGGCUCCAGAGAGUAAAUGCCCAGGCCCUGGAAGCUGGAUUCCAUGACAGACUGCCCAGCACAAGAAACAUAGCAACUUUGCAGCAAGAAAUAUUUGAAUUUUCACGAAGGCUUCAUGCAGCAGAGGUAGAGUCCCGCUCACUGCACCUGCAGCUUGCAGAAUGCAGAGGGGCUUUCAAUGAGAUGCAAAAAGAUGCUGAAAAAGCCCGCAGACUGCAGACCCAAUUAAGUGAAGCUCAGCAAAAAAUCAACCAAGACAAUGUACAGGAGGAGUUACAAAAUGCUUUGCAGUGUGAGCAUGAGGCACAAUUGCUUUUACAAGAACAGCAGCAACGGAUUCAGGAGCUGAGCAAUAGACUGGAAUCACACUCAUUUACUGAGCUAAGUAAAAGCCACAUAUCUCCGACGGGCCUCCCUGACACAGCGGAGGAGCUGAGGAAAAGAGACCAAGUUCUGGAUCAACAGGAGAAACUCCUGAAAGACAUGGAGCAGGACCAGAAGCAGCUGUGUGAGACUCUCGGGGAGGCAGAACGUGCCCUUGAACAGGGAGAUAUCCGACAGAAGUUACUGUUUGUCUGCGAGCAGCAUACCCUCCAGUGUGACACCAGACUGUCCAAUAUGUCCACCGAUGACCCAAAACCUAAGUACGAGUUUUGGAUCAUCAAUGGACAUAUCCUCCCAUGCGAUAUCCAACAGAAGUUACCGUUUGUCUCCAAGCAACAUAUCCUCCAGCGGGACACCAAGCAGAGCAAACAUUGGGUCAUCAAGGGACACAUUCACCAACCUGACACCAACCAGAAACAGUACUGGGUCAUCAAUGGGUGCACCCUCCCAUAUGACAGGGAGCAGAACUGUACAACGCCCGACAGAACCUACGACCUGUCUGAAAGCGACUCAGUCCUCACUUCGUUGCCCAGCAGAUCUUGGGCUUUAUCAGGUGCUGCGCCCGACAUUGAAGUUGGGAUAGUGCCCCCCACUGGCUUCAAGCGGUGCUGGCCUGCUUGCCAGGGCGUGUCCCGCCGACGGCGCUCGCGGAACCGACAUGGGCUACGGCGGAACGAGGCCGCUCGGGCGAACCCCGCACGCCCAGUGCUGUCGCCCGACAUCCAUGUUGGGAUAGUGCCCCCUAUUGGCUUCCACUGGGUUCUGGCCAGCUCACGAGGGCGUGUCCCGCUGAUGGUGCCUGAGGAACCAACCCGGGCUACGGCUGAACGAGGAGUCAAGAGUGAACCCCACGCACCUGGUCAUGAAGGGACUCAGUCUUCACCCCGCCGCCUGGCGGAUCCUGGGCCUUGUCAGGCGCCCGACAUCCAAGUUGGGAUAGUGCCCCCCGUUGGCUUCAAGUGGGUUCUGGCCCGAUCACGAGGCUGUGUCCCGCCGACGGCGCUUACGGAACUGACGCAGUCCACGGUGGAACGAGGCCGCUCGAGUGAACCCCGCGCGCCUGGUCAUGAAGGGACUCAGUCUUCACCUCGCCGCCUGGCGGAUCCUGGGCCUUGUCAGGCACUGUCGCCCAACAUUGAAGUUGGAUAG